CACGCGAUUCGAGAUAUUCGGGCUGACUCCUGGGCAGCCGCUGUCUUAUCGCUACAAUUCGGCCUGAUUCGGCCCAAUUCGGCCCGUGCCGGGCCGGCGCGAAACUUGUUUCUUUUUAGCCGCGAUUUAAAUCACGCAACGGCUGCGAGACAAUACCUCCGCGAAUUGCGCAUACCAUGUGCUUUAUUCUUCGAUUAAAGGAAUCACCCUCGACUAGAACUUCGGAAAAAUGUGCGAGAGACCCGAGGAAGAAGAUGCGCAAGACGUUUUGCUGCGGAAAAUCUUCCUGGAAUGCGAGUCCUUGAUAUCACCAAGCACGUCGUUGUCCACAGUCUCUGGAAAUAGUUUGGAAAGAAUUGGUCAAGUGCCCGUUACCGAUCUGAUGGAUUACAUACGAGAGGCUGUGAACACCCAAGAUCGUAGCUGCGACAUCCUGGAUGAUUUAAGGAAUGCUUUAAUGGAAGUUUCUCUUAAUGGACACGUCAUGUGGCCACAAUUUCGAGAGGCUGCGCUACAUUGGGUCGCUCGUAUUACGCAAUCGCAUCAUCAGGAUGGUAAUAACAAUAUCGAAUUUGACAAGGAAGCAUACAAAGAAUCGGAUUCCGUGAUAGAUACGGUGCACGGUAUCGACAGGGAGAGCGAAGGUGGACACGAAAUGGCACAAGUGGAGUUGAAGUUGCGUGUCCGACAGUUUGAUGAAGAGAAUACGAUGUUGCGGCAAGAAGUGUUGUAUACCGAAGAAUCCAACAACAAGUUGCGGAAUCAGAUUGAAAUUCUCAGACACAAAUUCGAUCAAGCGAUGGAAAAGUGUAAGCAAUUGGAGAAGGAGAACGACGAACAGAAGGAUCAAUUGUCAGAGUUGGUUAAAAAAGAAAAACUUUGUAAGCUAGAACUGCGGAAGACAGAAAAAGAGAAGUUAAUGUUAGCCAACAAAUUGGAAGCCAUGGAGGUUGAAAAACAAAAGACUUCGAACCUGGUUUCUCGACUGGAGAGCGUAACUAAGGAGAAAUCUGACAUUACUAAGCGGAUCAUCGAAUAUCGAACAAGACUUCAGUUGCAGCAGAGUGAGUGCGAAUUACUCGCAGAACGGGUUGAGUCCCUUCAGAAGAUUAAUGCUGAGUUGCAUCAAUUAAACGAGAGUAAUACCCGCCGCCUCGAAGAUGAAAAGCGAGACUUGAAGACUCAUUUAGAGCUAAAAACAAAAUGUUGCAGUGACUGCAUUUCAGAUCAGUUUUCACCAAGCUCUCUUAAGGGAUUCCCUUUUACGUCUCCCGAGACACCCGAUAGAACCUGCGACAUCUUACCUAAUGAUUCCCUGUGGGCAGAAUUGCAAGCUUCCGGGUUCAACAGCAGUGAGAAAUCCUCACGAGUUCACGAGCUCGAGGAGGAAGUAUUAUGGUACUGCGAAGAGAUCAGAGAAGCUGUAAAAGACCUCGAAAACGUUGCCGGAAAGCUGGUUAAUUUCCUGCCAAAGAGCAAGUCUCGGGUGCCACCACUUGAAUUGGAAGCACUCGGAAACCCGAAAGCAGCAAAAUCGCUGACAGAGACGUUAAGGCAGAAGAUCCAGACGCUCCUACAAAUGGUAACGAAAAUGUCCUGCAAACCCGAGACCGAAGACUUCAGUUGCCAAGCGAAGGCGGAACCGGCAACAACGAGAGACACUCUCCGUGAAUUUAACGUCGUCAGCUUCGAAGAUCACUUGGCGCUCUUAGAAGGGAAGAAGAGAAAAGGGGACACAAAUGAAAUUCCCAUCGACUCGUUGAGCGUUUUUUCGCUGACAUCGAGUUUCUCGAAGAGAGACGUUGAGAGCCAGAGCCCCUUUUUGUCAGUGACUUGGGAGCAGGGGAUAGAGGAACGAUCGAUCAUCGAGCCCAUCGUGGCUGCUAUCGAUGAUAUCAUCGACGAUGCCAACACCAGAGAAACAUGGACUCAGAAACCGAACCUAGGCAGCAGUACCUGCAGGAGCAGAUACUCGCACACCUUGCCAAGAAGCGAGAGCCCAACGGAAGGACGUUCCGUUAAGGACUUGGGUACAUCCUCCACCGGAGACGGACCGAUUACUCCGGAAAAAAUGAACGGAGCUCCCAUCAAAAACGAGCUUUGCGAGGCGGAAAGAAAUACGCCCACGGGGAACGGAGAAGAGGACCUCGUUGAGUCGCUUACCGAGAACGAAGGCGAGACUCCUUCGGGGAAUGAAAAAAUCGAACGCCAUCGUCAAGAUGUAAACAUCUCUGGCGAUUGGCCUUCGCCUCCGCCUCUGGUAGGUACUUCGCACUCGGACACUCCCGCCGGUAUUCGCAAAUCCUGCGAAUGUAGUCCGAGAAGUUUUCCUCGGAGGAAAUUCUCGGUUUUCCGACGGGCCUUCGACGAAGAGACUUCGAACGGAUCCAUUUUAUCCGCCAAAGACCUCGAAGACGAUAUCGUUGACGCAAAGAACGAAUUAAGGACGACUUAUCGCUCUCUUCUCGACGACAGCGAGUCCUCGGGCGGUCGCUCGGACCCGUCGGUUUCGGAAGAAGAGAGUCAACAGAAUUUCGAGCCGAUCGCCACCUCUACGGCCACUUGCCACCCGUUCGUUCUAGCCCCUGGUAAACUGAGCAACUGUUUGGCACAAAAUUGCUCGAGCACUCCAAAGACGGGAAAUUUUCGUCAUUCCGUUUCCCUUGCCCGAAUGGCCGAUGGCAACGAAAAGGAAAACAAUGGUUCCUUCCCGGAGAUUUGCAGCGACGAAGACAGUUUCAACGGAGAAGCUUCUUUGGAAACUUUCACCCCUGUUACAUCCUGGCCUAGGAAUCAGAAAAAUGUGAAAAAGUUAAAUAUGAACGAGACUUCCUCCGGGGCGAAUGUAGCUCUCGAAGAGCAAAAUGCGCGAAGGGUCGGAGAUGAGGAACGGCCUACUGCGUUUCCAAGUUUGAUCGACGACCGUUUAGAAUCGGAACCCAGUGUUACCGAUCAUUGCGACUACAGCGAUUUUGAGGACAGCCUGACCGUGGAAGAGCUCGAGAGAAAGUACUUGGCCCUUUCGAUGAGUCUGAGCGCGGACCGCGCGACCCUUCCGAAACGCCUGAUGCUCGCUCGUCGACAACGGGACCAGGCCGAAGAGAACCUGACCUCGGAACUCGAGAAGGCGCGGAAAGACCUGCAGGAACUGGGGCCGCGGUGCGUCGAGGGUCGCCUCGUCGAGGGUCGCCUCGUCGAGGCCCUCGACCGAGCGAGGCGCCAGCUCGGCAGGAUCGCCCGGUGCUCUCACGGCGUCUCCAGGACCGCCGAGACCCUCGGGGCCGUCCACCAGGAGGACCGGGUCUCGAGGGCAUCCUCGAUCGCUGAUAAAUACCUGAGAAUUAUCAGAGCAAGGUGCGAGAGGCUCGCCGAGGAACUCAAGGAGAGCAAGCGAGUCCUCCGGGAGAACGAUAUCCUGGGCGUCGGAGAAAACUCGCGAGGGCCGAUCGCAGCCGACGCUCUCGGAGGGCGAUAUCGUACCUGGACAUCCGAUAAUCGUGGAAUGAUCGUCCGGAGGAGGGCCAGCGUGGCUACGGUUUCGCGUUCGCCGGGAACUCUCCAGGAUAUCGUCAAGGAAGGCGCGAUGCAACGAAAGUCCGUUUGCGGAAGAAUAAUUACGAGACAACCUUCGUUCACGUUUGAGAUCCAAAAAUGGGAGACCUUUGCUCUGGACGGAACAAAUAUCGUGCGCGAACCGCUCGGGACCGAAACUGCGUCCGAGUUAUUAUCUCGUAAUCCGGAAGACGGUCCCGAUUCUCUUCGAGAACGGUCCAACGACGCGGAUUCCGGAGAAGAAGUCGACGAGACCCGUGCCGUGUCCACCGACGCCCUCGCCCUCGCCCUCGCUCUGCCCUCGAUGGAUCUCACGGCGUCCCGUAAAUCGGGAUCCAAAAACUGCCUCGAGAAUUCAAUGCCACCUCGGAUGCAAACCGUUUGCGCAAAGUGGUGUCCGAUUUUCUGGUGCAUCCUGAUCUUCCUUAUCGGUUUCUACGCCAAGAACAUAGUAUCGCUCUCGAGCGUCUGCUCGGAGUCUCCAUGGAACUUUCGGUCCAUCGAAGAGAUCUUAGAAAAAUACGUUUACGUAAGAAACGCGGGAUCCCGUCCCAUUUAGUGAACCGAAAGCAGGCAAGUUUCGCGCUCCGUUUUUAAGAUUGUCCGAUAACGUAGCUAUUUUCAGUAAAAGUGUUAUUUGGAGCGACACUCUGCCAAGUGUCUUUUUAUUCACCGUGGACUUUAUUUAGUUUCUCAGCGUUAUCCAAUCGAAGGGAUUUUUAAUUUUUGGGGUACUUCCGUGCCCUCGAUCCGUUUUACUUCUACGGCAGGAAUUUACAAUCGCGAAUACGUGUCCGGGAUUCACGUUGAUUGGUUCAUUGGAAAUUUCUAGAAAAAUGUUUUCGCAUCAUAAAUGUGACAUCGGGAACGAUUUUAUGACUGACGUGAUGAGCUUGAUUACGUACGUGUACAUUUCAUUUGCUUACUCCUCGUAUAAACACAUUGCGCAUUCAUCUACAUCAUAAACUGACAACCUAAUUUUUGUCGUACCGAUUGAAUACAGGUCUUGCGUAUUAAAACUUGCGUUACAAGUUAAGAGUUAUCAUUGGAUUCGAAUUAUCAACGGUACUAAUAACAAACAAAAAUUACAAAAACCAUUUCUUUUUAUUCCUUUGUCAGUUAUUACCGUUUAAUAUUGUUUUUUUUUUUUUGCAUAUUAAUUGAGUUAUGAGAGAAGGACUAAUAAAAAAUGCACUUGAAAGUAUUAUUUUUUAUACACGAGUGUAAUACUAUCUUUGAUUUAUCGUUUACAUCUAAAUUCAUACAAAAGAAGUGUCUUGACUUAUUUUUGUCAUUCGUGAAAUUUAUUUGUUGUAACGUCUGUGACGCAGAUUAGAAAUAUAAAAAAUAAAACAGA
Messenger RNA from Orussus abietinus, 4909 nucleotides. RefSeq names its product lymphoid-restricted membrane protein. Lineage: Eukaryota; Metazoa; Arthropoda; Insecta; Hymenoptera; Orussidae. Bases 230 to 4111 code for a protein of 1293 amino acids. The record is from RefSeq and is a predicted model, not a curated record. The transcript has 22 exons.